AGUUUUGGGUCAAGCUAUUGUCUGACAUCUCAAAGGGUUCAUUGAGCAAGCAAGCCUUGCCAGCUCGUGAGCGCUCGCGUGUGUGUGUGUGUGUGCGUGUGUCUGCGCGUAUCGGUUUUGCAUUCCGCCAUGGGUGGGGGAUUCUCUUCUGAGGCUGCCAGUAUCGUGGAACGUCUGGGGACACAGCUCACUGAAGAGGAAGCUGAGAAAGUAUGGAAAGAGGUUGAUCAGAAUAACGACGGCAAAAUGGACAAAAAGGAAGCCAAAAGGUUGUACACCCUCGUGAAGCAGAAAAGCAUAAAGGACUUAGAGAAGAAGAUUGCUGCACUAAAGGCUGGAUCGGACGAUGAUGCUCAGGUCGAUAGUCUUUUCCGGAAGUUUGAUCAGAACAAGGACGGUGAGGUGACCAAAGAGGAGUUCAUCCGCAUCGCAACAGUAGUUGGUUAUGACAUUGAUCUGAGUGAGAUUAAGCAUGAUGCCGCUUGCGAGCCCCCUGCAAAGCGUGCGAGAACAGAUGGCGAUGGCCAGGGCGACUUUAAGGUUGGUGACAAGAUUCAGAUUGUUGGUGUGACGACGGCAGCCGGAAAAGCCUUCAAUAACCAAUUCGCGGAAAUACUGAAAUGGAAUGAAGAGUACAAAAGAUGGGUUGUUCGCAUGACAAAGCCGGCCGUAACAUCUAUCCCGCUUGAAAACAUGAAGCGAUUGUGAACACCAUGGAGGCCAUACUGGGAUUUGGUCCUAUUGUUUGAACAUGUUGGCUGCAGUAGGCAAUAUCAAAUAUGUUCGCGUUGUAUUUGCAAUUGUUCCUCCGUUUCUGAGCGCCAUGGCCACCUUACAUUGCACUGGGCAUUAUGAGGAAGCUCCCUGGUAGGGAUGCUGAGCGUCGUCGUCAUCGAGGUGCGGCGAGUUGUUGGACUAGCCAGGCCAGUUCACUCUGGCUCGUCACCUGCGGGGAAAAAUGGUGUUCCAUUCUGUUGGUUGGCAAUGCAAUUGUCUUCUUUGGGCCGGACUGAUCUACAUGACGAUGGACGGCGUGCCGAAGACAUGAGUGUUCUCUGGAGGCUCGUGUCUCGGAUCGGAUGUGGGUCAUCCCCUUUCCUUGGAGCCCUUUUGGGGUCCUCCAGGUCUUACCUGGGACCAUUCUGAAGGACAGUGACAAAACG
Messenger RNA from Prorocentrum cordatum, 1163 nucleotides. The record is from the annotation of a GenBank genome assembly. Lineage: Eukaryota; Dinophyceae; Prorocentrales; Prorocentraceae.